UGUGAAGAUUUGGUCCGGCAAUGUUGAAGGAUUUCUAUUAGCGACAGACGUUAGGAAUGAUUGCUUUUUAUUAUUAGCAGAGGUGAAAAAUUCUACAUCUGUUCCUGUUUCGACUAUUGCUUUGGUUAUUCCAAUAACAACGCCAGAGGAAGUUGUUUUAGCGAUAGGAAGAGGAGCUGGAAUGUUGGAUGUGUGGAUUUAUGAUAUAUCGAGCAAGAAGCUUCGUUUUGUUGCGAACUGUAAUGCCCAUGAACAAGUGGUAACAGGUUUGGCUUGGGCUUUUGAUGGUGCUUGCUUGUACAGUUGCAGUCAGGAUAAUUCAAUCCGCAGAUGGAUUUUUCGUGGGGAUUCUCUAUGUGAGGCACCUUUAUCUUCGAAUUCUGCUGCUUCUGAAGCAUCUAAUAAUAAUCUUUCCAGUGUUUCUGAUCUAUGCUUUGGGCUUGCACUUUCCCCUGGAGAGCAGAUGGUUGCUAUGGUCCACAGCUUUGAUGCCAAUCUUCAGCACCAAAUGUAUGAGAAGAGGUCCCAGAGAGCCGUUGUUGAGUUUUUUUGGAGUGGUGGCCAAUCUUUUGAGGUUCCAAAUGACAGUAGACUUGAUGGUUGCAGAUUUGAAGCCAUAAGCUGUUUGUCUGUGCCGGAGUUUACCUGCUGGGAAAUCAAUACCUUGGGGUUUUUGAAAUCCUUAGAAAAUGUGAAUAAGCCAAUAGUGAUUUGGGACACAUUAACCUUGUUACGAAACCUUAGGAAAGAUUUUCCUGUCUUGGUUGAGAAUAUGAUAACUAAAUGGAUAUCCAGCUGGUUUUCAGGUCCAGUGAGUGAUUCACUUGAGGCUAUAUUGUUUCGUGACCAGGAUAAGAUUUUGAUGGUUAGUUCUCGUAAAAUUCAACUGCUAAACAUUAUCUGCAGAAGGGUGAUGCUUAGUGAAAUGGGGAUUGAUUCAGUUAAAGAUUAUCAAUUUAAACACAAUAGAUCAAGUAAUAAGGGAAGUAACUCAGAUUCAUGGAAUGAUUUGCUCAUUAAAAGUGAAGGUGAGCUACAAGAACGUCUUGUUGCUUUUUCUUUCCAAGUUGUUCUAAAAAAUACAGCUAAUUCUCAAUCAACUGUUGGAGAGAGUGCAUAUUGGUCUCCUGUUGGACUAGCACAGAUGGAACGAUGGACUGCCAUUAACGAUCAAAAGAUUCAUAGUCAGCUUAGGCUUCUUGGAUCUGAGGUUGCUGAAUGCAGGAGCAG
Molecule: messenger RNA, 1230 nt
Organism: Phalaenopsis equestris
Lineage: Eukaryota; Viridiplantae; Streptophyta; Magnoliopsida; Asparagales; Orchidaceae
Exons: 7
Biological process (GO): transcription initiation at RNA polymerase III promoter
Cellular component (GO): transcription factor TFIIIC complex
Molecular function (GO): protein binding; histone acetyltransferase activity
Source: RefSeq, a predicted model, not a curated record